GGGCAGGGAAGAAGGGGGGGGGCGGGUAUGCAGCUAUUCCCUUCCUUGGCCGUCUUGCUGCUUAGCGUUGAGCGGGUUCCCGGCGCUGCGACGCAAGGGGGGGCGGAUAUCCGCACGCCCUUCCCUACGUUAUACCGCCUACAAGCCAGCGGACCGGACAAUUGGGGAACACACACCACCUACCGACCUCAUCUACUUAUUCGUCGCUGCGUGCCCCCGACAAUUCUGUUUGGGCCGCGGGCCGUCGCGGAUCAGACUUGUCCGACUCUGUACUCUCCAGCGCGCCCGCGCGCACUUAUAUAUACCUACCUACCUACCUAGAGCUUACAGGCUCUGCCCGUCCCCGCCAGUCUCGCCGCGCAUUACCCGCCUGCAUCGCCGAACGCCUGGAACACCUACCUUUCUCGUUUCCGCCCGCCACCCCGGAGCCGCGGGCGCGAUCCCGAGGACAAGAGACACUCGGACGACAGGGAAGAAGCAGCACCUACCCCGGGCCAGACUAGAGAGGGGGGAAGGAAAGGAAAGGAAAGGAGGUAUAUGGCUGGCCGCGUGCUGCUGACCGUCGACGCCCUGGGGAUGGCGAUCGGGACGGUCGUGGCCGACUGCUUCAACGAGACGCACAUGUUCAACCCGCGGUGGCCGCCGCACGCGAAGUUCCACAACGUGCAGACCGUGCUGCUCGCCGAGAUGCUCGCGGCGCUGACGCUGUACUACACGUGGCGGCGGGCGCGGACGGCGGAGCUGCGGCGCGAGCACCUCUUCGGCGCCGCCUGGGCCGGCUCCGCGUACUGGGCCGCCGGGCUGCUGAGCAUCCUGCCGCCCGGCACCGCCGGCCGCGACCCCGAGUUCGGCGGCCCCGCCUUCCCCCAGGCCAAGCUCUUCGUCGCCCUCGCCGCCUGCGGCCUCCUCGGCGCCUGGCUCGAGGCGCGCCGCGUCGCGGCUGCCGAGCGCGCGAAGGAGGAGUGAGUGAGUGAGUGAGUGAAUAAUAGAGUACGAGGGUGGAAGGGGGGUGCAAGGGGUAGUUGACCGCGACGGAAAGAAAGAGAGAUUUCCAACACAGGGCUCACAGGGCAUAUCUAUGUAUGGACGACUGACAAGCAGCGGAUCCUGGUCUGCCGCGAGGUGGUGCUUCAAGUAGGUCUGCGGCACGGUGUAUUUAAUGCCUCCUUGUAUACAGCCGGCAGAGAUCCCGGGCUGCGCG
This is a messenger RNA of Durotheca rogersii, 1201 nucleotides long. RefSeq lists its product as uncharacterized. The coding region runs from base 538 to 966 and encodes 142 amino acids. NCBI's taxonomy places the organism in Eukaryota, Fungi, Ascomycota, Sordariomycetes, Xylariales, Xylariaceae. The transcript has 2 exons. The record is from RefSeq and is a predicted model, not a curated record.